This is a messenger RNA of Erigeron canadensis, 4743 nucleotides long. RefSeq lists its product as uncharacterized. NCBI's taxonomy places the organism in Eukaryota, Viridiplantae, Streptophyta, Magnoliopsida, Asterales, Asteraceae. The record is from RefSeq and is a predicted model, not a curated record. Gene Ontology annotation, molecular function: ATP binding; transmembrane receptor protein tyrosine kinase activity. Gene Ontology annotation, cellular component: plasma membrane; plasmodesma. The transcript is spliced from 10 exons. The coding region runs from base 226 to 4491 and encodes 1421 amino acids. Gene Ontology annotation, biological process: protein autophosphorylation.
UUCAACUUGUUCAUCUAUUAACAAACAUCAUAUAAUUUUACUCCCUUCUGCUUCCAUCAAAACCACUAUAUAUAAUUAUAUAUACACAUAUAUAUAUAAGUUUUUUCUCUCUAAGAAAUCAAAUUCUAUGUGACGGAACAGAAGGUUAAAAGCAAGCUUGCCUUCCAUCUUUCAUCAGUGUAAGUUCGAUCGUCUUCAUCGUUGAUCGCAAUAUAAAUAAGAAAUAUGGCAUCCACGACGUUUGCUCACUUAAAAAUCCCACUUGAAGAGGUUGUAAAGGCCACCAACAACUUUGAUGAGAAAUACGUAAUCGGCGAAGGUGAUUUCGGGAAGGUUUAUAGAGGACAACUCUUGCUGUCCUCCGGGAAGUUGGUGAACAUUGCUGCUCGGAGAUUAGAUCUAAAGCAAGGUCAAGGAGACGUUGAGUUCUGGACGGAGAUUUCUGUGCUUUCUAGUCUCAAGCAUGAAAAUAUUGUCUCACUGAUUGGGUUUUGUGACGAGAAAGGUGAGAAGAUCAUCAUCCUAAACAAGCAUGAGGCGAGCAAAGGAAGUCUCUCGGAGUAUCUAACCGACCCAUCCCUCACAUGGAUUCAAAGAUUGAAAAUAUGUCUUGGCGUUGCACGUGCUUUGCAACACAUCCAUAACGUUGAGGGGCUACUAGGUGAUCAUAGUGUCAUACACCGAAACAUCAACAGCUCCACAGUUUUAUUAGAUGAUAACUGGGAGGCCAAGUUAUCUGGUUUCGAAUUUUCCAUCAAACAAUCUGUAAAUCGAAUGGACCGUGUUGUUCGUAUUUCAAAAGCUAUUGGCACAACAGGGUAUAUGGACCCAUCAAUUGUAAAGAUGGGAGGAGUAACCCAUAAGUCAGAUAUCUACUCAUUUGGAGUCGUUUUAUGUGAAAUAUUAUGCUGGAGGAAAGCCUUCAUUCCAAAUGCAGUGGAUAAUAGAUUUUUAGCACCAUUAUUCAGAUCUCACUAUGAAAUGAGUACACUGAAUGAUAUAAUCCAUCCGGAUCUACGAUAUCAACUGGCCCCACAAUCACUCGCCAGCUUCUCAAAAGCAGCAUAUUCUUGUUUAAAGAAGGAGCGACUACAACGUCCAAAUAUGAACGAUAUUGUCAAUGAUCUUGAGAAAACGUUGGAACAUCAGCAGCCGUUAGAAAAUUUCCAAAAGAACUUGAAAAAGAACUUGAAUAUCCAACUCAGUGACUUCCAGAUUCGACUAAGUGAUAUACUGGUGGCCACCGAUAAUUUUUCCUCUGAUAAGCGGAUGGAGUAUACCAGAUACUCUGCCAUAUACAAAGGAGAUUUUGAUAAAGAAAAUCCUUGCUCCGUAGAAGGGAAUGAUAGAGGUGAACUAACCAGCGUGGUUAUCAAACGCAUGGAUAUCGAACAUGGAGAAUACAACCAAAGGAAAGAAAGGUUCUUUACAGAACUUGAAAUUCUUACUAUUUGUAAGCAUCCCAACAUAGUCAAACUACUCGGAGUUUGUUAUGAAGGUUCUGAGAUGAUCCUUGUCGUUCAGCAUCUUUCUAAAGGACGCCUUGAUGAUUACUUUGGAAACAUUAAAGGCAUGCCUUUUACUUGGGAACAACGUCUGAAAAUCUGCCUCGAUGUAGCACACGCAUUGAAUUACCUCCACUCCGAGAUGGAAGAUCAAAAGAGGAUAAUACACCAUGAUACAAGGAGCCGCUACAUUGCACUUGAUGAGAAUUUGGGGGCAAAGCUUGUUGACUUUGGGAUGUCGCUAUUCCUACCCCCGAAUCAAGACGAUGACUCUCUUUGCGUAGAUACUAUUGCUGACACUCGUUGUUACGGGGAUCCCGAGUACAAGAUAACUGGCAAGUUAAAGAGGGAGUCAGAUGUAUAUAGUUUCGGAGUAGUUUUGUUUGAACUUUUAUGUGGAAGGUCAGCCUAUGACAAAAUUUACCUUAAGGAGAGCGACCAAGGCUUGGCAUAUGUGGCACGACGAUGCUUCCUCGAGGGAACACUAAAGGAAAUGAUGGAUCCCAGAUUAAAGGGGGAAAGUGGUGAAAACAAUUUCAUUGUACCCAACAAAAAUUCUUUGAACAAAUUCAUAGAAAUAGCAUAUCAGUGUGUUGCGGAAACUCAAGCCCAACGUCCAACAAUGAAAAUAGUUGUCAACGAGCUUGAGAGAACCUUGCUCUUUCAGGAGAAGAAUAAACAAUGCUUAAAUUUUGAAGAGCAACAACAGCCAUCACAACAGUAUGCAAUACCGUCAAAUGCAAGACAACUUGCUGAGGAGAUACAACACUUACCUUUAUUAGAAAAGUAUAAGAAGCUUACAGAAUGGAUGAAAAGCGAAAAUUAUAUACAAAACUUCGAUAUAUCCCAAGGUGCUGUGGCCCAAGGUAUCUUAGGACUUGACGCACAGUUGCAACGAAGGAUGACACGUGAAAGUAAUGAAAUGGAGAUACUACUCAACGUAUUGGCACGAGAAAAUUUUGAAUCUUUUGAGUGCCCAAGCACCAAGAUGGAAAGAACUAUUAAAGGAUCAUGGGGCGUGCCUCUGGCUAAAUCUCGUCUGAGAAUAAAGAAAUGGGACCACUUGAAGAUUCCCUUAAGGGAUAUACUGUUGGCUACUGAUAAUUUUUCCAAGGCAUGCCGUAUUAGAAAUACCAUAUACUAUGAGGUAUACAUAGCAGAACUCAAGCAUUUUGACGAAGAAAAUCUUCCCAUCAAAGAAGGGAAGAAUAAAUGUGAAUUACCGUGGAGACUCAGCACAGUUGUUAUAAAACGCACCACAGGUACAUUUGAUGAUGAAGUGUUCUUUAAAGAAAUUGAAAUGCUUACUACUUGUAAGCAUCCCAACAUAGUCAAGCUAGUUGGAUUUUGUCAAGAAGAUUAUGAGAUGAUCCUUGUCAUUGAGCAUCUUUCUAAUGGAUACCUUGCUGAUUAUUGGAAAAACAUCAAGGACAUGCCAAUUCUUUCUUGGGAAAAACGUUUAAAAAUAUGCCUCGAUGUUGCACACGGAUUGAAGCACCUUCACUAUGAGAUGGAGAACCAAAAGAUGAUAAUACACCGUGAUAUUAUGAGCGAGAACAUUGCACUUGACGAGAAUUGGGGUGCAAAGAUUGUUGACUUUAGGUUCUCGAUAUUCCUGCCCCCGAAUCAAAAUGACGACACACUCCGUAAUCUAAAUGACGACACACUCCGUCUAAGUAAUUAUGGUGGCAAUUGUUAUUACUUGGAUCCGGAAUAUAAGAUGACUGGUAAGUUGAAAAGAGAAUCAGAUGUAUAUAGUUUCGGAAUAGUGUUGUUUGAAAUUUUAUGUGGGAGGUUAGUAGAUGACCCAAUAUAUGUUGAGGAGAGUGACAAAGGGUUGGCCUUUGUGGCACGGAGAUGCUUCCGAGAAGGCCCACAAAUGGAUUUGAUAGAUCCCGUAAUAAAGGAAGAAAGUGGUCGAAACAAUUUUAACCUUAAUAAAGGACCCAACAAAGAAUCUUUGGACAUAUUUGUAAAAAUCGCAUAUCAGUGUCUGGCAGAAGCUCAAAACCAACGUCCAACAAUGAGAAGCGUCGUUGACGAGCUUGAGAAAGCCUUACUCUUACAAGAAAAUAACAAGGAUGAACCCAUAAUCUCACUUGAAGACAUCAAAUUGGCCACAGAAAACUUCCAUCGUGAAAAUCUCAUUGGCAGAGGAGGAUUUGGGGAAGUUUAUAGAGGAAAAGUUCCACAAGGUGAUGGGUUCAAUACCAUUGUUGCAAAGCGAUUGGAUAAAAGGCAUGGGCAAGGGGAACAACAAUUCAGGAAUGAACUCCAAAUUCUUUUUGAGUAUAGCCAUGAGAAUAUCAUCCGUCUUUUAGGCUAUUGUGAUGAAAAAGAUGCAAAAAUCAUUGUUUACGAGUAUGCGUCUCGAGGAAGUCUUGAUAGGUAUCUCAAGGAUGCUCGUCUUACAUGGAUGAAACGGCUUAAUAUAUGUAUUGAUGUUGCAACUGCGCUGGCUUUCCUUCAUGGGGGAGCUGGAAAACAAGCAAUAGUGAUACACAGGGACAUCAAAACUGCUAACAUUUUACUAAAUGACGAGUGGAAAGCAAAACUUGCUGAUUUUGGACUUUCCUUGAUAAGUCCUAUAAAUCAGGAAACAGACUAUGUCAUUGAUCAUGUGUGCGGUACAUCAGGAUACUUGGACCCCCUUUACCAAAAGUCGCGUUUCUUAACCAUAGAAUCCGAUGUCUAUUCAUUUGGGGUGGUUUUGUUUGAGAUCUUGUGUGGGAGAUUUCUACCGGGUUUCACCAAAGAGAGUUUUGAAAAAGGAAAACAUGAUGACUUUGUAUUUGAGCCUCUAAAGAAACAGAUCGUGCCAAAAGCAUUGAUUGCAUUUCAAACGAUUGCCAACCAGUGCUUAGAAGAAGAUAGAGAAAAACGGCCAGCCGCAAAAGUAGUUCUAGAACAACUUACGGAGGCACUAGAAUUCCAAGAAGUGAUUAAGCUUGCAGGUUGCGGAAUUCCUCAACAGAAGCUGGAUUAAUUGAUGCAUGGACACUUAUGCGUGACCUUCUUUUUAAUUAAUUAGUUACUUUCUGUUGAAUUCCUAAAUAAGAGUCUAAACUUUGUCUGGCACACGUUUUACUGUAUUGUUGUUUUUUGCGGUUAUGUUUUAAGGAUGGGGGAGUAUGUCAUCUGGUUAGCGUGCAAGUUUGUUUAAAUCAAGCGUGCUUUAUUUGUUCCUUUGUUGUAUCAUAUUCUGAUCUAUUAAUCUAUGGAUGGAAGUUCUACUCAA